Messenger RNA from Sitophilus oryzae (rice weevil), 2952 nucleotides. RefSeq lists its product as uncharacterized. The record is from RefSeq and is a predicted model, not a curated record. Gene Ontology annotation, molecular function: monoatomic ion channel activity. Gene Ontology annotation, biological process: monoatomic ion transport; transmembrane transport. Lineage: Eukaryota; Metazoa; Arthropoda; Insecta; Coleoptera; Curculionidae. Bases 206 to 2863 code for a protein of 885 amino acids. Gene Ontology annotation, cellular component: membrane. The transcript has a single exon.
AAAGAUAACCAGAUUUUAUUCAUAUCAACGUUUAUCGAUAAAUCUUAAACGAUAAAUUCAAUAUUCAUUAUCUGUUUACUUAAAUUAGAGCUACGAGAAAUACCUAUAUAUUGUAUGAUAAUAUUCAAGUGCAAUUAGUUUAUAAAUUAAAACAUGACAUAAAAUAAUUCCGAAUCAGUUCAAAUUGUUAAAUUUUUUAAAGAAUAUGGAGGAAAAGGAUAUUUUGUUGGAAGUCUAUCCGGAAAAGCAAGUCUCUAUUGAUAUGAGUGAUGGUCUUCUUAAAGAGGUACUGAAAAAUAACGUGGAACACUUAUUUCCUUUAUUAACUGAAGAAGACAUCAAACGAAAAUAUAAAGAAUUUAAGGGACACAAUAUCAUUACAAUUGCCUGCAUCAGAUCAGAGGUAACAGAACAAACAUUGGAAAAACUACUGGAGUAUGUAUUUGAUAGAUUUCCUCAAAUAGAUCUAACAAAUGAAAAGUGGUAUUAUUGGGAACCAAUUCAUUAUGCUGCUCAUAUUGUAGAUUAUAACAAAUUAAAAACAAUUUUGAAUAGCCCCUACAAAGACAGAAUAAAUGUAUUGUCAGUUUUUUCAGAAAAUGCAUUACAUGUGUUACUAGAAUAUGGAAAGAGAUCAAAAUCAUUCAACGUGGAUUUUUCGAACGGAUGGGAAAAAAAAACAUGUCGCGUCAUAUCUGAAGAGAAAGAUAAUUUAGUAAGAUGUGCUAAAGCUCUGAUCAAUGCAGGUAUAGAUGUAAACCACAAAAAUAUUUGGAAUGAAUCUCCAAUAAUUAUAGCUCUUAGAUACAGAUUUCUUAGGGUAUUAAACGUUCUUCAGUAUCAACCAAACAUUGACAUAGAUUCUUGCAAAGAUUUAGUACUUAAUAAAACAGCGCGGGAUAUAAUGAAAGAGAAUGAUAUAGACGUAAAUGGUAUUCCAUUCAGUGCUGCAGUGUUUAAUGAUCCAAGAAAUUUGCUUUUUACACUACUUAAGAGCAACAAUGAAGAUAGAUUCCUACGUUACAACAAUGAAGAUAUUAGGAAAUAUUCUAACUUCAUCGACGGUGAAAAAGAAACAACUACAAGUGGUAAUUUGUUACAACUAUGUCUCAUUAAAGGCUUUAUUGCCUAUCAGAAAGAAAAUCAUUCAAUGAACUUGAACAAAGACAUCAUGAAGACUAAAAUGCUUCGCGUAUUUUGUCACAAAGGAAUGGUGAAUAGUGUAGAACACUUACUUGAUAAUGACGCAAUGGUAAAACAGAAUAACAGAAUGUUUCAUUAUUUAAACACCUUCCAACUCGCAGUAAAGCUAAGUUAUUAUCCAUUUUUGGUAAUGGUAUUUCAACAUAGAUCAAAUCAAAUACAACCACCUGACAUUUUGGAUGUAUUAAAAGACGUUAAUAGGCCUCCUUUUGAUCCAGACAACUAUUAUUCCAGACAUGUUCUCUUUUUACUGUUAUGCAAGCUGGACACUUUUUACGACUCUUGCUCCCUAAGCAUUAAUUAUGACUAUGUCAAUAGAUUAAAUGAUGUCUUGGAUUUCUGUAUGGAAAACAAUAAAGGCAACAUGUAUGAUGAAGUUAUCUACCUGGCUCUGCGAUUAGGAGCUCAAUUAUGUGACAGAAAAGAUGUCAAGACUGAUCCCAAAUUAGAACUUCUAUCUUGUGAAAUCUUAAAUAAUCAUCUAGAUCAGUGUAUAGGUGUUGAUAAUAAAAUAUGUUAUAAUAGUAUAGUGUUUGAUGAUGAGAAUCACUAUUCUGAAGUUGAUGUUGUACGCAGACUAUAUCACAGUAACAAAACAAGUGAGCUACUUAAUCAUCCAGUACUUAUUAACUUGAUCCACGAAAAAUGGACUAAAAGCAAACACGUAUUUUAUUCAAAUUGUAUUCUUCAUUGUAUAUUUUUGGUUGUAUUGUAUAUCUACAUGGUUUCUUUGCAGAUAAAUGCCGUUUCUCAGAUUUUAUUCUGUGUAUUUUGUUCUUUUGUGACUUUUUUAACAUUAAUGGAGUUGUUUGAAAUGUAUAUCUACAGUUUUAGAUAUUUUUGGGACCCUAUGAACUACAUUGAUCUUUCAGUGCUGUCUUGUAGUAUUUACAAUAUUUAUUUUAAGGAUGAAAGAGCGAUGGUAACAGCGAUAUUGCUAUAUACCAUUAAAGUUUUAUUGAUUCUUGGGCAAAUACCAAGAUUUACUAAAUACAUGAUCAUCUUUAGUUCAACGAAAUACUUUUUCGAAUAUGUUUUAUUCUACUUCAUCCAAUUCUUCUCCUUUGCUUUGUGUUUCUUUAUUUUGUUAACGCCAGAAUCUGAAUUCAAUGCAUUGGGGCAAAUUUUCGUAAAACUAUUUGAAAGUCUGUUUUUCUUUAUAGGGCAGUAUGAUGGAGAAAUAGCUCAUCCCAUUAAUUUUCCUAUUUUUUCCCGAUUAAUAAUUACUCUGUUCUUAUUUUGCAUGACGUUAAUUCUCAACAACCUACUGGUAGGAUUGAUUGUAACUGAUAUGGAUAUACUUCAAAAAAGGGGCAAGUUGAUGCGUCAAUUAAAAAUGGCAAAAUACGUGGUCAGGGUGGAAAAGUUCAUGAGAACCUUCAAAAAAUGUUCGUUAAAACGGUUAUGCCCGGAUACGCGUCUGUUCCACAUGGGCCAACAGAAACAUCUUCAGUUAUCCAUGGACAUAUUGGACGAAGAGGAUAAAGAAUACCUAAAUAAAAUUGAUAGAAGCAAGAAGUCUUCCACAAGCAUUUUAGCUGCCUUACACGAUUUCAUAGUAAAACAAGUAGAUGUAGAGCCAAAACACAAGCAGGACUCAAAAGAAAUUUUAGAAAAAUUAAUUAAGUUAGAAGAGCAACUAAAAAAAUUGAAACUAUAAUGUUACCUACUUUUUUUACUGUAUUAGAUUUAAGAAAAACAACUUUAUUGUAUUGGACUGAGUUUACGUUUGUACUUAUUUCUACUUAA